This is a messenger RNA of Microtus ochrogaster (prairie vole), 4638 nucleotides long. RefSeq names its product spermatogenesis associated 7 (gene Spata7). Gene Ontology annotation, biological process: photoreceptor cell maintenance; microtubule cytoskeleton organization. The transcript has 9 exons. The coding region runs from base 1254 to 2846 and encodes 530 amino acids. Lineage: Eukaryota; Metazoa; Chordata; Mammalia; Rodentia; Cricetidae. The record is from RefSeq and is a predicted model, not a curated record. Gene Ontology annotation, cellular component: axoneme; photoreceptor distal connecting cilium; rod photoreceptor outer segment.
GAACAAGAUGAAAAUCAAAGCAAACAAACAGAAAAGACAAAAGGUGCACAAAAACGAGGUCAUUUUGUAUUGACCGACUACUAGGCCUGGGCCUGCCCUGGAGUGUGGUUGAUCCACCCAGUGCCACUCCUGAAAACGGAUUUUCCUUUUCCUAGCAGCUGUCAAUUUCAAAUACCUUCUUAGUUAAAGGUGGGACUCUCCCCUUCUCCGCCCUGGGAUUUUGUCUGAUUUGAACCUGUGCAGGUCUUGUGUGUGUUGUCACAGUCUCUGUGAGUUCAUAUGUAUCCUAACCCUGUUGUGUCUGAAAAUGCUGUGUCUUUGGAAUCAUCCACUGCGUACAGAGAGUACCGUCUUUCCACCUCCUUUCCCCAUAGUUCCUGAGCCUUGAGGGCGGGUUCUGAUAAAUACAGUCCAUUUAGGAUCAGGUGCUCUCACUCCCUGCACAUUGUCUCCCAAGGUUAAUUACUGUCUCUUGCAAGACAAGCUUCUCUGCUGAGGGAUGGGUAAUAGAUACACUGAUCUGCAAACUUCAUAAUUUCAUUUUUCUGAGCAGCUGUUUUUAUUUCCAUGGAAUUCAACACUAAAAUGAUCACUUUUUCAAACUUUAGUACUGUAGUGAGCCCACAUGUCUUUAUCAACCAGUGUGGUGUUACCCGCUCAUUCCGGUGGUUGGUCUCUCAUCUCUAGUCCCAGCCAUUGCCUCCGGCUACAGUAUUUUGCUAUGAUUGUCAGAUUCUAUAUUUUUACACAUAACUUUAAACCACAGUCAUGAUAUAGCCAGGCAUAGUAGUGCAUGCCUCUAAUUACAGGUAGUGGCACACUAGGGGAUGGGUAAGAUAGGCUUAGGCCACACUAGGCAACAUAGUGAGAACCUUUUCUCAAAAAAUACACUGUUACUAUGCUUAAAAAUUAAUAAUUGUUUAAUAUCACCAAAUACCAUGCUAUGAUUUCAUACACUGUCUUAUUUUUGAGUUUAUUGGAAUUGAAUUGGUAUCUAGUUAACUUGAAUUGAUAUUUUUUAAUCCAUAGUUUUCUUUCUCCCAUGCCUUUUAUCACUGUGUAAUUUAUAUAUGGGGGAAAUCUGAGUUAGUAAUAAAGUUUGGCUUAAAUUUUGCAGAGUUCUAAAUGAUGUAAAAUUUCUGCUGCAAACUUGUGUGGGGAACAAGGUUUCCGAAGGCCUGCAGUCUCUACUGAGUGCCAGGGUUCAAGACGGGCAAGUUAUGCACUUGCAGAGUAGCCAUUGAGAGUAGCCCAUGCUCUCGAGGAUGAGUUCCAGCCCUGCUAUCCAUGGAGAAAGACCUGGGAGUCGUGAGGUGGGGGCGGCAGGUAGGGUUGAGAGUGAGAGUCUCGUACGCUGUUCUAAGGACCACAGGCCAGGAGAUCUGCUCUGCGAACCACCUGUUAAUCUCUCCAUCCGUGAUGACUCUCAGCCCUCAGGGGAACCACAAUGUCAGGGUGUGUUAAUAGAAGAAGUGACAAGGUACCCAUCAUUGUCGAAGUCAUUGGUCCCUUCUUCAGAUGAACUGCGUCUACGUCAUCCUGAACUGAAUAAAUUCCUCAUGAAUGGCACCCAGAGGCAUCCCAGCACCUCCCCCCUCAGCCUGGCUUACACAGGAUCUGCACCCAGGAGCCCGAGCUGCAACCACUGCUGGGACAGGAGGCCUAGGAGUGCCUUCCCAAGUGCGCACCGCUUCCAGCUGGUCAUCUCCAAGUCCCCCAGUGGAGAUCUUUUGGAAAAGCACUCUGACUUCUUCUCUAACAAGCAGCUGCCGUUCACCCCACGCACUUUAAAAACAGAAGCGAAGUCCUUCCUGUCACAGUACCGCUACUACACACCUGCCAGAAGAAGGAAGGGUUUUCCAGUCGGGCGGGCGGAAGCUGAAACCCAGACUGAACUAAGCAGCUUUAAUUCUGAGUUUGGGACAGCCGAGACAAAGAACUCAGAGGACUCAGAAGUGAACAUAAAGCAGGCACUUAGUUCCAUGGCAAAUGGUGCUGAGGACAAAAACUGUCCUUUAUCUUCACAAGGACCAAACUUAGGAUGGGACAGGAUUAAAGAUGGCACUCUGCAGCAUUCCUCCCAAAAGACGCUCUGUGAGCUCUCUACACAGCUUUCUUCAGACAGCAAAAUCUACCCUGAUGAAGAGGAGCUGCUCUACCUGGACUUCAUGGAAAAUGUGACAGAUGAAAUUUUGAAACUUGGUUUAUUUUCCAACAGGUGUUUAGAACGACUGUUUGAACGACAUAUAAAACAGAAUAAACAUCAUUUGGAGGAGGGGAAAAUGCGCUACCUGCUACAUGGCCUGAAGAUUGAUUUAGGCUGCAUAUCUGAGGAAGAGCCAGCAAAGCAGAGCGAUUUCAGAAUGUUGAAUCAACUUGAUUUUCAAAAGGCUCUGAUUUCAAAACCAGAUGAAGGUACAAGUAAUGAUGGUACGGUAAUUGAGCAAGAGCGUCAGCAGUUCCAGGAGGCUCUGGGCAUGCUGUCGUCUGUGCCGCAGGAUGAAAACAAGAUGUUCUCUUUACCGGGUGAAUUCCUAAUACCUGGCUGUAAAUUCAAGGAUUCCGAAAAUGUUAUAGUUCAACAGGUCAACGAUGAGACAGCUCUUAAGGCCUCAGCCUUAGAUGAAAACAAUCCAAGUAUUUCUGACAGGUUACUAGACCAGGAAACCUCUGUGGAUGUCAUUGAAGGUGACAGUGACUCUGAAAGUGUUGAGACUUCCAGGGAAUUAUGUUGUCUUAGCACAGUACUGUCCCCAUCUGUUCAGUUCCCCAGCAUCAAAGACGGCAGUGAUCAUGACAAGCAAUUACCAACUCUAAAAAUCAUGGAAAUGGGCAUUGAAGACUAACCUUUGGAUCUUCACUAAUAAAUACUCCAUGUGACCAGUAACUCAAUAUAACUUUUCUUGUUUUCCUUUUUUACAUAUUAAGAUUUCUGUAUUUUCAAUGCUGUAUAAUAAAUUACCAUAAAUUUAGCAUCUUGAAACACCAUAUACUUAUUAUUAAUCCUAUUGUCUGUGGUUCAAGAAUUGAAACACAGGAGUGAUGUGUGCUCUACUUCGGGGCUCUACAAUCUAGGGUUGUGAUCUCAUUGGGAGACUUACCCGAGGGACUCUGCUUCCAUGCUCAAUUGGCAGAAUUCUUUUCCUUGCACCAUAGAUCUGAGGCUUCAUUUGGUUUUGGCUGGUUGGUGGGCAGAUGACUGCUCGCCAUCCCUGCCACGUGCACGCUCCUUAAGCAGGCCACAGCCUGGCUGCUUGUCUGUGAAGGUGGAAGAGACUGCUAGCAAGAUGGGUCAUUCGCCAGCACUUCUUUUUUUAGCUCUUGAUUAGAAGCAAGCAAGACAUGGGUCUCUUGCAUACUUAAGGGUUAAGGGGACGGCAUACAAGGGUGCAGAUGCCGGAGGUGGGAACCACUGGGUUACCUGGGGCUCUUUGACCACCACUUCUAAAGUUGCUUUUUAGAGGAACAUGUUUGACCCAACAUAGUGGCCUCAUGAUCAUUGGGAAAUAGUUUAUAAUCUGGGAUGGUCUUAAAGCAUUGCAUCUUAUAAUGUACGGAGGCUGGAGGAUUGAGAGUAUCUGCCCUUUGGCAUGCCAGGCCAUUUUUAUGCUUUAACUCUGAAUCCAGUUUUUUUUGUCUUUGGAGCCUUUACCCAUUCUAAUGUUUAUACCUUUUAGGACAUCUUAAUAUUCUUUAGUUUCUCUUUAAAUUUUGUUUUAAAAGAUGAGUUAAUAUAACAAGGGGUGGUCUACACUUAUCUGUGGAUGUAAGGAUGAGCAUGGAGAAUGCAUUAAAGAUACUGGUGUGGGAGUUCGAAUGUAAGUUCUUAGGGGGUGACACUAUUAGGAGGUUUGCCUUUAUUGGAGUAGGUAUGGCCUUGUUGGAAGAGCUAAGUAUCUGUAGGGGUGGGCUCAAGAUACCCAGUGUUCCAGACCACUUCCUGUUGCCUGCAAGAUGUAGAACUCUCUGUUACUUCUCCAGCACCAUGUCUGCCCUCAUGCUGCCAUGUCCCACCGUGAUAAUGGACUGAACCUUGAACUGUCAGUGAGCCACCCCGAUUAAACUUUUUUUCUAAGAUUUGCCAUGGUCAUGGUGUCUCUUCACAGCAAUAGAAACCCUCACUAAGACAACUGGCUUAAGGAAGUGGCAGUAGUAGGUCUUCCUCUAGGUUCUAUGGCCAUGGGUAGUAGGCUAGAAUUACAUUACCAGGCGCGACUUACCUCCUAUUGAGUGGGCCUUAAGUUCAAUUACACGGCUUGGUUACCUCCAAGAUGUAAGUGCUGAACCACAGGUUCCUUUGCACUGCCUCCCCCAACCCACCCCACUUCAUGUCAACUUCCCAUAUCCAUGAGGUAUUGCUAUUAACAUGAGAUUUGGGGAAUAAUCACUAAAGGCUGUAGUUGAAUAGUAAUGUGUUUGUGUGUCCCGUUGACAAGAGAUCAAUUGCUCUGGCCAGUUUUGUCAGCUUGACACAAACUAGUCAUUUGGGAAGAAAGACCCUCAAGAGAAAAUGCCACCACAAGAUUGUGGGCAAACCUGUGGGGCUAAUGAUUGACAUUAAUGUGACUGUCCCACUGCGGGCCAUGCCACAACUGGGCAAAGUAGCGCCGAGUUGUAUAAGAAGCAGGCUGACCAAGC